Messenger RNA from Zingiber officinale, 1317 nucleotides. RefSeq lists its product as uncharacterized. Gene Ontology annotation, cellular component: chloroplast. NCBI's taxonomy places the organism in Eukaryota, Viridiplantae, Streptophyta, Magnoliopsida, Zingiberales, Zingiberaceae. The transcript is spliced from 10 exons. Bases 1 to 624 code for a protein of 207 amino acids. The record is from RefSeq and is a predicted model, not a curated record.
AUGCGGGCCGCCGAUGGCGGGCCUAAGUUGAGGAAGUGGUAUGGAGCGCCUGAUUUGCCUCCUAAGGAUGAGAUCGAAGAAACACGCAAUGCUGUGCUGGUUACUGAUGGUGAAAGCGAAAUUGGUCAGUCAUUGGUUGGAGUUCUGAAUGACAAGACCUUUCUCACAAAGACUCUCAGAGGUGUUCGUGCGAUCAUUUGUGCAUCAGAUGAUGGCUUUUUUUCUGAUGUAGCUCGAACAAAAGGUGUAAACCACAUUGUUCUUCUAUCUCAGUUGAGGUAUUAUAAAGGAAGCGGCGGAUUUCAAGCAAUUAUGAAUAGCAAAGCCAGAGAGCUGGCAGAUAGAGAUGAAAAGGCUGUGAUAACGGCUGGUGUUCCAUACACAUUAAUAAGAACUGGCUUGCUGCAGAGUGUUCCUAGUGGCGAUCACGCUUUCAGCUUCAGCAAGGGUGAUGCAGCAAAGGGAAAUCUGAGUAAAGAGGAUGCAGCAGUUUUUUGUGUGGAGGCACUCGAGUCACCACCAGAGGAAGGUCUAAUAUUUCAAGUGGCAAAUGGGGAAGAAAAGGUUACAGACUGGAAGGUGAAAUUUGCUGCCCUUAUUGAAGGCACUGGAGUAUUACAAUGAUGCUCACUUCUUAUUGAUGGUUUCGUUAGAAUGAAAUUUGAGAUAUUGAUGGCAUUUAGAAGACGAACAACGUGAUGAUCACAACAACGUAAUUGAACGAUUCUUUACGCCGGUCUGUUCCUCUUGUGGCCGCGCUUUCCAUCAGAGUCUGCGUCCUUGGAGUCGGCGAAUGAGACGGAGAGAUUGCCGUAGAGAUCGACUAUGCGGCGGAUGUUGUCGUUGAGCUCUCGGAUGAGGCCGACGUUGCGGCUGAGGUUGUCGGGGAUUCUGGACUCGUGGUUCUGGUUGAUCUCGUUGAUCAGGAGCCUGUUCUGGUCCAGAAUGCUCUGCACCUGGAGGAAGUUCCUUUGCAAGGCCCCCAAGAGUUUGCCCUCGAUUUGACUUCCAUUGCCGAUGACCAAGGGUUUACUAGGGGAGGAGAAAUAGUUGCCAUGGAAGCUUCAUUUCAGAAAGGCAACGCAAGCGAGGAGAUCAUGACACCCAAGAUGCUCGCUGCCGCUAUCUCGAAGUCUCAUUUAACAAAUUCUUCUUUCGAACAAUCAAGACGAUAAUCGAAUAAGGAAAAUCGAAAGAAAGAAAAAAAACAGCCAUCAGAGUGCACGAACGGAGGGGAAAAUAAAACCAGGGAACCAUAUCGUACCAUAUUCACCAUGGCCCAAAAGAAAGCUCGGAAAAUAGAUCUAUGAUGCAACC